Macaca mulatta (Rhesus monkey) is the source of this 3478-nucleotide messenger RNA. It is a transcript of the gene WDR45, whose product is annotated as WD repeat domain 45. The record is from RefSeq and is a predicted model, not a curated record. NCBI's taxonomy places the organism in Eukaryota, Metazoa, Chordata, Mammalia, Primates, Cercopithecidae. Gene Ontology annotation, molecular function: protein binding.
GGGUGGAUACUCUCCGUCGCCGCGGAGGUCCACAUCUUGUUCGCAGGGAAGGUUUACUCCCCCAUCGUGGGUGACCGAGGGACUGAGGGCUCGGCCGGUUUCGCUCUGCUGGGGGCAAGGCACGCUGUCUCUCCCCACCCUUCCCGGUUCCCUCAGACAGUCUCGGCCUUGAGGAACACCCUUCGCCUCCGGUCCCGCAGCCGACCUUCCUCCGCUCCCCACGCCCUCCCCGGAGGACCCCGCUGUCACUCGCGAUGCUCCGAAGACCCGGGAACUGGGCGAGGAAGGAGGUGGCUGCCUUUUUCCAGCUGGGGGGAACAAUCCUGGACCAUGACUCAACAGCCACUUCGAGGAGUGACCAGCCUGCGUUUCAACCAAGACCAAAGCUGCUUUUGUUGCGCCAUGGAGACAGGUGUGCGCAUCUACAACGUGGAGCCCUUGAUGGAGAAGGGGCAUCUGGACCACGAGCAAGUGGGCAGCAUGGGCUUGGUGGAGAUGCUGCACCGCUCCAACCUUCUGGCCUUGGUGGGCGGUGGUAGUAGCCCUAAGUUCUCAGAGAUCUCAGCAGUGCUGAUCUGGGACGAUGCCCGGGAGGGCAAGGACUCCAAGGAGAAGCUGGUGCUGGAGUUCACCUUCACCAAGCCAGUGCUUUCUGUGCGCAUGCGCCAUGACAAGAUCGUGAUCGUGCUGAAGAACCGCAUCUAUGUGUACUCCUUCCCUGACAAUCCCCGAAAGCUGUUUGAGUUUGAUACCCGGGACAACCCCAAGGGGCUCUGUGACCUCUGCCCCAGCCUGGAGAAGCAACUGUUAGUGUUCCCGGGACACAAGUGUGGGAGUCUGCAACUUGUGGACCUGGCGAGCACAAAGCCUGGCACCUCGUCUGCUCCAUUCACCAUCAAUGCACAUCAGAGUGACAUAGCCUGUGUGUCUCUAAACCAGCCAGGCACUGUAGUGGCCUCAGCCUCCCAGAAGGGUACCCUUAUCCGCCUCUUUGACACACAAUCCAAGGAGAAACUGGUGGAGCUGCGCCGAGGCACUGACCCUGCCACUCUCUACUGCAUUAACUUCAGUCACGACUCCUCCUUCCUCUGCGCUUCCAGUGAUAAGGGCACCGUCCAUAUCUUUGCUCUCAAGGAUACCCGCCUCAACCGCCGCUCCGCGCUGGCUCGCGUGGGCAAGGUGGGGCCUAUGAUUGGGCAGUACGUGGACUCUCAGUGGAGCCUGGCGAGCUUCACUGUGCCUGCUGAGUCAGCUUGCAUCUGCGCCUUCGGUCGCAAUACUUCCAAGAACGUCAACUCUGUCAUUGCCAUCUGCGUAGAUGGGACCUUCCACAAAUAUGUCUUCACUCCUGAUGGAAACUGCAACAGAGAGGCUUUCGACGUGUACCUUGACAUCUGUGAUGAUGAUGACUUUUAAGGACCCUGGGGGCUGUGCUAGGGACCUGCAGUGGCAGACUGCAGAGCUGAGCCUUGGCAGUGGGGCGUGCUUGGAAGCCACCAGCCAGCAAGCAUUAAUGGGGCCGGUGCCCACUUUCUACUCAGCAGGGCUAUGUCUAAAUAAAGAGCUCAAUUCCCCCCAGCACUUCUUGAUGACUGUGUGCCCCAAGGGCUAGGCCAGAGACCCAGGAAGGCAGCGACCCCUUGGGAUCCCUAACUUGGAGGAAAUUGCCAGGGACCCAGAGGGAGUGCCCUAAUCCAACCUGGAGAUUUUUUAAAAGCUUCCUAGGAAGAGAUGAUUUCCGAUGUGAUGAAUACGAAUAAAAGGCCCUUAAUGGCAUUUAUGGCUUGACCUCAGGAGCGGGGCAUGGAGUUUCCUGGAGAAAUGUGACCCUUUUGGACGCUGACAGGAAGGAGGUGGAAUCCAACUCGGAUCCUUGUGACAGUCCCUCCUUUCUUAUCUGUCUGGCUACUUUGUGCUUGAGCCGCUGGCACCGCCCGGAGCAGCCCCUGCGGCGCCCCGCGCGGGGGUGGAUAGCAGUUUUAAGGGUUGGGAGCGUCUAGCGCGGCGGCCAAGGCUUGAUUUCCCGGCAGCCUUUGCUGCUUUUCUGAGCGGCGUAUUAGUUGUUUUUCCGGUCACGUGCAUCACCGCCCCUGCGCAAUCCACCUAGGAUGUUAGGAAAAAGCUGCCCAGCCCAGACUCCAUUUCCCGGUGUGCCCCGCGGUGGCGAGGGGCGUGACGGUUGUUGUAGUCCGGCCCCCUCCUGGCUGGUCCAGCCACAUUAACCGGCAGGAUGUCGGAGGUACGGCUGCCACCGCUACGCGCCCUGGACGACUUUGUUCUGGGGUCGGCGCGUCUGGCGGCUCCGGAUCCAUGCGACCCGCAGCGAUGGUGCCACCGCGUCAUCAACAACCUCCUCUACUACCAAACCAACUACCUUCUCUGCUUCGGCAUCGGCCUCGCUCUUGCCGGGUACGUGCGUCCGCUGCACACGCUUCUGAGCGCGCUGGUAGUGGCGGUGGCCCUCGGCAUGCUGGUGUGGGCAGCUGAGACCCGCGCAGCUGUGCGCCGCUGCCGCCGCAGCCACCCUGCUGCCUGCCUGGCCGCAGUGCUUGCCGUCGGCCUCCUGGUUCUCUGGGUCGUGGGCGGCGCUUGCACCUUCCUGCUCAGCAUCGCCGGGCCGGUGCUUCUGAUCCUGGUGCACGCCUCGUUGCGCCUGCGCAACCUUAAGAACAAGAUUGAGAACAAGAUCGAGAGCAUUGGUCUCAAGCGGACGCCAAUGGGCCUGCUACUAGAGGCGCUGGGACAAGAGCAAGAGGCUGGAUCCUAGGCCCCUAGGAUCUGUACUCAGGACCUGGAGAAUACCACCCCACCCCCAGCCCAUAAUUGGGACCCAGAGCCCUUUCCCAGCACUUAAAACAGGAGCCUAGAGCCCCCUGCCCAAACAAAACAGGACAUCUAUGACCACCCUACCCCCACGCCAGCCCCAAACUAAGAUAUCCCUCACACCCAGCCCCCAUAACCUAGGGACAAGAGUCUUCCCCAGCCCUGAACCUAGAACCAAGAGCCACCUACAUCCAGCCCCAACACUGGGGCUUCAGGCCACAGCAUCCAUGGCCAAUUUCAAAUUGUGAACCCAGAGACACUCCCAUCCACCCUUCUCCAUGCUCAGCCCCAAACUGGGGCCUGAGGCAAAGCACUCUCAAAUCUUGAAUCCUGGACCAAAGCUUUUCCAGACCCUACCCUACCUUCCAACCCAGGUCAAGACAUUGCCAAAUCUUGAACUCAAAACCCAAGUGUUCCAUGCCCCUGUGUGGAUGGAGUUGGGUAUCCUGACUGUUGGACCCCUGGUCCCAGGUGAUCCCGACCCUCACCAGUCCCAGUUGCCUCCCUCCAGCUCUGCUUAGGGAUUUUGCCCCUCACCCCAGUGUUCCACAUCAUUGACGACCAAGGGGUGAGGUGGGGACAGGCCUCAGCAGGGAAUGGGGCAUAUAUGUUAGUGUUGCUGCAACAAUAAAGUCUGUUGCAUCUCUCACGCCAA